AUGAUUACCUCUUUCGGUCAGGCUUCGCGUCUUCUCCUGCCUCCUCCCUUCCCGCCUUCGGGUGUCUCUCCCGUCUCGCUAUCUUUUGACGACACCGGCGAGGAGGCCUACGGCAGCCAGCGCCCGUCUUCUUCUCUCCGGUCGUCUUCGCUCGCUCUCCUCCCGCCUGCCUCCUUUUCGCUCUCGCCUUGUCGCGCGCUGCUCCUGGUCGUCCAGCCUCUGCGGCUGCUUGUCUUCAGCAACCUGCAACAUCGCGUGCUUCUCGCCUCCUUCUCGAGGCCGCCCCACGCCUUCCACUUUGGGGCUCACCUCGCCGCAAGCUGGGAGCUCUCGGAUCCUCUCGCACGCAGGCGGAGGCGAACGCGGAGUGGCGGGGAGCGAGCGGACGGCAACCUGGCAGAUCGCACAUGCGAUUCGAAGACGCCCUUUUACCGAAUCUUCGUCACCUGCUACCCCCAGGCCUCCGUCUGCGUGUACACUCUGGGGCAUCCCGGGCACGUAAAGCCGAGCCGGAGACGAGACGCACGCGGCCAAGAACCUGCCGAUGCAUGGCGCGACGCUCACGGCGACGCCUCGAGCGAUCCGAGCCUCUCUCUCCCAACCCCAGAGAGAGGGGCGAAAGCGAACGCGCGGCAAGGACCAGGGAGACACCCUGAGAGUCCUGUGGAGGGAGCGCAGCGGCUGGAGACUGGCCUCGGAACUUGCGCUCUCUUUCCUCCGCACAUCUUCAAUUCGGACGCCGCGUUCACCUCGGGAGAGAGUGAAGGCGGGGAAUCUGAAGACGAGAACGCCUUCGUGUUCGCGACGGCGCAAGUCGGGAGGGGAGCGCAUCGCGGGCCUCCGCCUCUCGGAACGCGAGCGCUGAAUGGCGGCGGCACGUCGACGCCGGCGACAGUCGCGGCGGCGCUGUCGACUCCGUCGCUGCUGCUUCAGCACCGGCCAGCGUCGCUCCGAUCUCUGGAGUUGCGUUGCGACGCCGUCCUCAGCCUGCCUGUGCGCGGGAGCGCCUCUGCGUGUUCGCCGACGCACCUCAUCGUAGGGUGCGCGCGGCAGCCUGCGCUCCUCUUUCUCCCCCUCGACGCCGUGAAAACCGUGAAUGCAGUCGUCUACCUCUCCGACUUCCUCCCUCCCCGGACCCCCAGACGCCGCAGACCAGACGAAGGCCGAGUGCACAGGACAAGAGGCAGGGGCGGAGAAGAAGGAAGCAAAGCGAGCAACGGCUGUGGAGAUCCGCGUUUCCCCGCCGAGUCUGUCCCCGCGCCGUCGAGUCGCUCAUCCUCGCCAGCUGUCUCCUCAGGAGGUCCGGCUGCGGGGCGAGCUCGUGGGCGGUAUCUGUUCUCUCCGCUGGGCCACGCAACCGUUCAGGAGAGCAUCCAGUGGCAAGAGCAACACCCGGAAGACGUGGUCCUUCUUCCAGAUCUGCCCGACGAGGCGCUGCGGGAUGUCUGCGCCGCCCCAGAGGCGCGUCGGCACCUCCAGAGGCUGCUGUGCCUUGCCAGUGAAGAGCCGCAGGCCGCGAACGGGGCGGGGGUAGCGGCCUCGGCGGAAGAACAGGCAGAAGACGCGGCCGGAGACACGGAGAGAAACGCGGGUUACAUGGUCCAGUCGCCUGCUCUGGUUCGCACUCUGCGCUCGCUGUUGGGCCGCCGCCGGCUCGAGACACCGGGAGAGGCCUUCGCAACUUCUCGCGCCGACAACGAUCUUCAAGAAGCACAGCGCUUUGCUCACGUAGGCCAGCAUCCCAGGACGUCGUCUCUCUCUUCUGUCUCGGCUUCGUCCCGCGACGCGCAAGCAGAGAAAGGCCCGCUCGGCUCUUGCGCGUCGCUUUCCGGAAAAACGAACCUGCCUCGAGAGGACGGUGCGGCGCGUCUGCGAGGCGUCGUUGCGUCGCUGUCGGAAGGGAUUUCUCAGAUCGCCCUGGACUUGCAGCUGAGCGUGUUGGGCGCGGUGACCACGCGCGGCCGCUUUUUUCUCCUCAGCUGGGAAGCGCCGCUGCUCUCCGCUCCCGUCCCCUCGCCUUCGUCUCACUUGCGCGCAGGGCGAGGCGGCAGAAACCCCACGGGAGGAGACACUUCUCCUGUCGGCGUGCUGGUGCGCGACCGCCUCGUUGUAUGCUGCGCCCUGACUGCCGAACGGCGUCUCCUGGCGCUGGGUCUGUCCUCGGGCGUCGUCGAAGUCUACUCCAUCGAGUUCGCGCGAGUCUCCUCUGCGUCGGAGCGAUCUCGCGUGGAAGCCCCGUCUCGGCAGCCCAAGACAAAUCCAUCUGUGGAGGCCAGAGGCGAGGGAGACGAGAAGCCGCAGGAGAGGACAGCGGGUGGGGGAUCUACGAACGAAUGGAUUGAGGAGGAACGUCGGGCAUGCAGCUCGGCUCUCGGGGCCUCGCGAGGGGGUGCUCGGUGUCCCGUGCGCCUCAUGUGCCGUCUCAGCUUCUGGGACGCUUGCGGCCUGGAUCCAGCAGAGCUGCAGGGCGAGGCGUCGCGACGCGGACGAGUCAAACACCGGCGAAGGCCAGCAGACAGAGAAGGAAGGAAGAGGGAUGACUUAGAAGAGCGGCGCAGGGAGCCCUCUUUCUCUCCUUCCUCUCGCUCUCGUUCCUCUCGUUCUCGUUCCUCUCUCUCUUCUCUGUCUUCGUAUUCGGAGUCGCCGUCUCUCUCUUCUGUUGAUGCCGACAUGCGUCUUGGUGAGGCGCCAGACGAGCGGGAUGGUCCGCCUGUGGAGACUCUCGCGUGGUCGGACGACGGCCUCGCCCUGGCUGUCAAAUGGGGGAGGGACGGGGGAGAGUCGGAGUCAGGCCUGUCUCCGCCACGCGCGUCCCCAGUGGCAGUCUUCUCGUACACAGGCCGCCUGCUUUUCGCGCCUUUUCCCCCUGGCGACGAGGCUUCCGUGCGCGGGUUUCGGGUGACGCGGCUCUCUGCCUCUGAGCGCCGCGACUCCGGUUCCGGUCGCGAGAGGCUCUUUCUCUCUCCUCGUCGAGAGGAAGUGCAGCGAAGCGUGGUUUCUGCGGCGUCAGCAACUAGAGUUGCAGGGACGCAACGAGACAGAGACAGAGACGCGUCGCAUCACGGGGCAAGGCGGACCCCGAUUCCGCCUGCGACGAGGCCUCAAACGUGCGCAUGGACCGGCCAAGGUCUGGGGCUGAUGGUGGCGCAGGACGGUCGCCGCAGGGACCGGGGAGAAGGGCGGGAGGAGGUUGGGUCAGGGCGCGAAAGGCGAAGAGCGAGUUUUGACUCGGCCAUGCUGGCGUUUUCUGUCUCGGGAAGACGCAAGGACAGCGCAGGAACAGCCGACGAGGAAGAGCGAGGAGACAGAGACGGAGGAGAGACAGAAAAAGGGAGUAAGGACAGGGGACUGCUGGGGCCGGCUACACCCCUUUCCCCCGCAGGUGGAGACGCGGGCGGGGCGACGGCGGAAGAGGCGAGGGAGUCACGCAGAGGGCGAGGAGACAGGCGCGAGAGACGGAGCUCCAGACUUGAGGCGAACCACGCCGGAGACGGGGCCGACGGUCGCCCGAGUCCCUCUUGGAGAAAGAAGAGAAGCGAAAGCGAGGUCGGCAGGAGAGACGCAAGUGCGGCUACGCAUGCAAUGCAUGCAGCUCCGCCGAACGUUUUCGAGUUUCCCAUUUUUCGAAGUGCGUGGUUGGGCGUCGGGACGAACGCCGUGGACACCGCAGGCAGUCGCGCGGCAAGCGACACGGGAGACAGAAUCUUGAUCGGGUCUUCCUGUCUCUUGCUCUGGGCGUCCGCGCCGCACUUGCCUUCGUCUCUCUCGUGGUCGCGCGUUCCGCUUCCCCCGCCAAUGUAUCUGUCUCCGAAUUGGCCGAUUCGCCAGGCCUCUUUGUCUCCGAACGGCGACGCGCUGCUGGUGACGGGGCGUCGCGGGUUUGCAGUUUUUUCGCUCUCUCAAAGAAAGUGGCGCUUUCUAGGCGACGAACAACAGGAGCGUCAGCUCCCCACGGGCCUUUUGCCCCAGGGCUGGUACGACUCCUCGAUCUUCUUCAUUUGCAUCCGGACCUUCGAUCCAGACGCGUCCCCGGCGGACUCGGCCCUCGCUGCGCUUGCGCCUCUCCCCGUCAACAGCCUGUCUUGGGGGCACUCUCUCCACCGAACGGCCUGGACGCGCGACGCGUCUCCUGUCUCGCACGUGUCUCCGUCCGCCGCGCCGUCUCUCUCGGCGCACUCGACCCACACAAGCGAGGCUGGUGGCUCGCAAGCGACCGCUGAAGCGCGCGCAGCAACUGAGCUCAACCGAACGCGCUCCGCCGUCUCCUUCGUCGACGCUCCGCCUGCGGCGUCUCCUGGGGCGACGCUGCCCGCGUGGCGAGGCCUGCGCGGCACUGCGCAUGCAGCAGAAGUCGCCUUGGAGCGGCGGGUUGCCCAAACGCCCCUCGCCGUCGCUCGCGAGCUCCGGGGGAUUGCGCUGCAAGAACGCGAGACUUGGGAAAGUGUGCUGGAGCGGCUCGAGUCUCAGGACAGCUGGGCAGAUGCCGAAACCUCCGCGGCGGCCGCUGGGGAUGCACCCGGGGACGAAAGGCCUCCCGGGCCUGGCAGGGCGAGCAAUCGCAGGUCGCUUUUCUCGGUUGGCGAGAAGCGCGCGGCCGAAGAUCGACAGAGCGUCGGAGACGCGCGGCGUGCGGGGAUCUCCAGAAGCAGGAAGACGCCUGUGCCGAAAACGGGAUAUGCGCUCUUGUUCUUCGACACCCGUGGUCGGCUCGCCACGGAGAACUGCGUUGCGGCUGUCCGAUCGCUUCCCGCGCGACCGCUCCGAACGACGCUCUUGUCAGAUCGACAAAAGAUCGGCGUGCGGGUCCGCGAGGCAGAGACGCGCGGACCCGCACUUCCAGGACACUCGAGCGCAGACGCAGGCGUCUCGGACAGGUGCUGUCGAUGCGAAAGACGCGCGAGACAACGACGGGAUGGAGACAGAGACGAAUCCAGAGAGACAGAGGAGACACUGAACGGCGCGUGGGUGUCUCGCGGUGUGCGUGCAAAGUCGCGAGUGGGGGAUGCCACCGGCGCGGAGGAACGCGUUGCGUGUCGGCUCUGUCGAGAGCUGUCCGAUGGAAAUGCAGAGCCGCUUUCUUCCCUCUCGUCCUUCCAGCCGUGGUCCGGCAACCCUGUCCUCGCCGUCUAUGACGCGCUGCAUCUCAUCACCAGCUACCAGCUGCAUCCGGCCUCGCCUGCGGUCCCUUCGCCUUGCUCCCCAGCCCCGCCUUCCUGCUCGUCGCUCCACCGCACUGUCUCUCAGCAGUCUGCGGUCUCGCGGGCCUCGUCUCUCUCGUCACCCGGAACGUCCUUUUUGGCGACGCCUGCCACGCCUGCAUCCGGCUCUCCUCACGGCGCCAACCUUCUCGUAGGCUCUUCGUUCUCCACUUCCCUCCCCGUGGGCGCAUGCGACGUCGUGGCGCUGUGGCAGGUCGACGUGUCGGGGUGCUGGGUGGAUCCUCCUCUCCAGAUUCGCUUCGCCUCGCCAGCCCUUCUCGUCGUCCAUCACGCCGCGGGGCGGGUGACCGCGCUGCGCCUCUUUCCAAAAGAAGCCUGCGAGGCGGCCGGCACGAAGACGGGCUCUCUGAAGCUGCGGGGCGGCGAAGAAGGGACAGAAAAAGGGACAAAGAAAGAGACAGCCGCGAGGCGGGAGGCGGCCUACAGAGACGGGCGGGAAAAAAGAGGAGAGGCCUUGGGGUAUCGGCCGGACGAGCUCGGCACCCUGCGUCAACCGAAAGCUUCUUUCGGGGCGUUGUCUUCCGCGCCAUCCGGGCGUGUUCCUCUUUCCGCGAAGGGGGCGUCUACGGCUUCUCUGUACCUAAUUCCUCAGUAUGUCGCGAUUCAAAGCGAGGCUGUCGGGUACGGGGUGACGUCUCUGUGGAUGGGUUCGCCCGCGCAGCUCUCGUUUUUCACGCCGCUGCAUGCACUGCCGAGUUUCUGCCUUCCUGGACUCGACACGCUCCGCAGAGCGGCGGCGCGCAACAGCGAAGCAGCGCGAGAACGGGGCGAAGGAGGAGACAGAUGCCCCUGUGUCUCCUGUUCUUGGCGGCCGAGGCCGAGCCUGGUCUGGAGGAAACGGAGUGAAGAGGAGAAUCUGCGAGCAUCUCGAGAACCCGAGAAAGAUCUUCGAGUGCCCUCGCCACUCGCAGGAGCUACAGGCGUGAAUGACCAGACGAGGGCAAUUGCUUCUCUCCCGUUUGAAAACGAAGAGGACGCACGACGGGCGCUGGUGGUCGGUGCAUGCGAAGAACCAGCUUUCCCCUUUCUCGCGCCGCUCGUCCGUGCACUUCCUCGCUCCGUCAGCCCGAUUAUCGAGGUUCAUUCCUUCGCGUCCUCCUGUGCGUGCGUGUGUCUCCUCGUUCUGGGUAGCUCUUCUUCGUGUCGCGGCGGGUUGCCUGAGUUCGCGAAGCGUGGCGACCGCGAGUUUGUGGCGAAGCCACUCAACAGUGCAACAGCGUUCGGAGACGCUGUGUGUUCCGCCUUUGCUCCCCUUCCCGCGCAUCCGCCGCUACUAUCUCUGGGCAGGAAGAAGGGCGAAUCUCUUUCGUCUGUGUCUCUCACCCCUGCCGUUCCCCGGAAGGCUUCCGCCUCGAUUUCCCCCUCGCGCGUUCUUCCUCCUCUUCCUCAGCGCCGAAUGUCGCCUCGCAGCAACGGGCGAAGGCCCCAGCGGCUCGCCGCCCCCACGCCACAGGCGAGAGGAGAGACAUUCGACGAGGAACAAGACUGCCCCGCAGGCGAGAGAGAACACGGCGACGUCGCGCACAACGGCGCCCGAGUUCCAAGAAUGCAGGGACGAACGAAGACAUACAGACAGAACGUGAACGGAGUUCAGCGAAGGCACGAGGGACAGGCGUCUCUGCGACGGAAAACGGAGAAACGCAGACGCAGGAAAGGACGCACAAGGCCCGAAGGUGUCUCUCCACCGCGGUUUGCGGAUGUCCCGUGCUGCACAGUCGGCGGCAUCUAUCUCUGGAUGCAAGGCACAGAAGGCCUGUCUCUCGCGGUUCUCUCGUUUCAUUUUCACGGCUCUUCCUCUGAAGACGAACUCGACGAGGUCUCCGAAGGCGCUGCUUCCGGAGCCUCCACGGAGGCUGGGAGGGGCGCAGACGCCGGGAAGGAAGGGCCGGAAAACUCGGACCGAGUCAGGUCGCGGCGCGACACGGCGAGGCACCGAAGGCGCGCUCUCGCAUCUUCUCUUUUUCCUCGCUUCGACGUCGAAUGCCGAUGUUCCCUCCUUCUUCCCAUCGAGCAGAAGCCUCAGCCUCUUCUCAUCGCAGGUGUCCUGGCGCCGCUGGGCGUCGUGGUAGCCUGCUCGCCGUCGUCGGUGUCGCUCGGCCCAAGUGGCGCGGGAUCCUCGGUCGUGGAGACCUCUGAAGGCGCGCGGAUUCGCGCGCCGUGUAUCGAUCUUCGUCUCCAGCUCCAACCUUCUCUGCAUCCUCUUCUUACUCGCCUCCUCGCGGCCUCUUCGGAUUCGGCUCUGCCGUCUUCUUCCUCUCUGUCUCCUUCUUCAUCGCCUUCUUCCUCUCUGUCUCCUUCAUCGCCUUCUUCCUCUCUGUCCUCCUCUCUGUCUUCCUCUCUGUCUUCUCCGUCUUCUCUUCGAGGACCGGGCGAGGCGUCUUCAGCCGCCUCGGUCUACGCCUGCUGUCGCGGCGGAGUCUCCAGGGCUGCGAGGCUUCUGUUUCAGAUUCGGGCUUCGCCCUUCUUUGCCCACCUCGUCGAACUCGCUCUCUACGAGCUCGUCGAUGCCUGUCUCCCCUUCUUUUCUCGCGAACUGCGGCGUCUCGCCCCGUACGCCGAACGACGCAACGGGCGCAUCGUCGGAGACUCCAACGCACGACAAGAGGAAGGAAGCGACGUUGCGUCCUGGGCGUCUGAAGCUUCUUCUCUUCCUUUGCCGCCGGCCGUCGGGCCUCACUGUGGAACGUCUCAAGAGAAAAAGUGCAUGCACGUUUCGCCGGCGGCGGCGGGGCUCGACUCCGCGAUUCGGCCUUGCGCAGCGGAGACAGAGGCGACGGUACACGCGGGCGGGGCGGCCGUUUGGAAGGCGGGAGUCGACGCAGCGCGUGGAGGGAAGCGAGGCAGUGGAUGCGACUCCGGGUCCCCCAGACCGGAAGCAUAUGUGUUGAGUUUGCCGCAAGCGCAAACAACUCCGUUUCCGUGGCGAAGGAGCGACGGGGGCAGCGCGAGACAAAUGGCGGGGAGACCAAUGGCCUGUUCGUCUGCGGCAGCGAUUGAAGGCGCACGCGAGAACGGAGACAGACUCGAAGAGCGAGAACCCGCUGCCGCGAGGCCGGAGGUCUGUCGGCGAACAGGGGACAGCAGGCCUGACUUUUUAAGACGCGCGGUGGGAGCAGUCGGCGAAGCGUCAACGAACGCGGCGGUCUCCCCACAGGGAAACGAUUCGCGAGACGAGAGUGAGGCGAGUGCGGCGGCGCGUCAACCGAGCAGAGAGCUUGGCGCGUGGACGGCAAACCAGAGAGCGCGACGUGAAGUCAACGCGAGAAAAGAGAAAAGCGAGGAGAGGCGCGCGCAGAUUCUCUUGUCUCUCCACCAACUUUUGGUCUCCAAAGACGUGGACGCGUACGUUUCUUCUUCGUCGACUGCGCGUUCGCCUUCGUCUCCGUCGACCCCGUCCAGUCGCGUGCGGCCCGCGGACUGGGUCUCCCACGCAGACACCUGUUCGUCCUUUUCCGACGCUUCUCCCUCGCGGUUUGCCGCUGCGCAAGAAGUGCUGACUUCCUUGCCAGGAGGAGCUGCGCUGUUUUCUCUUUUGCAGCUGCUGGCGAGUCGCUGUCCGUCGCUGCUGCCGAAGGUUCUCGCGUCUUGUGCGCGGAUGACGGAGCCGACGCAGGCGCCGCUCCUUCUGUUUCCUCUCCUCGGGCGUCCGCCCCAGGCGUUUUUCGACGAGGCCUUGAAGAGCGACUUUCUCCACACCGCCUCGCUGUAUCUUCUGCUGCUGCAAAACAUCGAAGGCUGUCUCGCAGUGAGACGGAAACGGGGCGUGCCUUUGCUGCGCGCCGCCCUCCGCCUCGGCGUCUUGCCUCUCGCGAGGACGUUGAUCCGCUUUCUCCUCGCAGUCUUGGGCACCCCCCGGGGAGGAGAGAAGAACCCAGUGCGCGGAGGCGCCACGCCGCGAGGGCGCCUCGAGACUCUCGGCGACGAAAGGGAUGGACGCGAGACAACGGAAGAGCUGCAGAGCCCCUGGAGCGGUCCCGGCGGUUCCCCGAAGCUCUGGGCGCCUCCGAGGCGCUGGCAACGAGGCGGAGGGCCGAGACCAGAGACUGACAUGGUGCGCCAAGAGGCGAACGCGAGCGCGACAGAGAGAACGCGCCAGCAGGCAGGCGCCGACGUCGGGACAGCAGGAAACUGCGGGAUGGCCGCACCAGCUUGCGAGCGCUGUACGGCUUCUCCUCCCGACAGCGCGAACACGGGAAAUGACAGACGCAAAGAAGACAGAGGAAACGAACAAGACGAAGCGCAGGUGAUGUGUAUUUAUCGGGGAGUCGUCGACAGUGUCGGCGAGUCGCUCUGGCGUUCAAUCGUUCAUCUUCAGUGGCUGCGCGUCUUCCAGCUGAGUUCUGUGCUUGCGCUGGAUCUCCCUGCAUGGCUUGUCUGCCUUCGUCCCCAGUUCUGCCGUCUCUUCUCUCUCGACCUGUCUCCGUGUGCCACGAACCCGGUGGCUGCCCACCUGCAUGCGCUCCCCUUCGAAGCCGUAGCCCUCUCGAUGGCCACGCAGCUCGGCCUCAGUCGAGCGCCUCUGUCCGUCUUUUCGCGGGCCCAGUGGGAGGCCUUUUUCCCCGGGCAUCUCCCCUCGCCGACGCUCUCUGAGGCGCGAGAUCCGCACUCGCCGUCCGCGUCUUCUCAAGAACGCAGUCCCUUUCCCGCUACAGAUUCUCCUUCGCUCGCGUCGCCGUGCUCUCCUGUCGAGAGUCAAACCCCUCCGGGGCGGUUUCGCCCCCCUGCUGUCUCCUCUCGCUCUUCUUCGGAGCCCGGUGACCACGUAGAAAGGAUAGGCGAGAAGAGCUGUUUGGACGAGGACGCGAGCGGGGUUUGUUCCGCUUCUCUUUCGCCUCCGACGUUCCGGGAGUUCUGGGCGGGAGAGUGGAAACUUGAGCGUCGCCCCGCCGGGGGCGUUUCUGCGCCGGGCGCUCGCUCGCCGAGCGCAGGACGCGCAGAAUCCGUCUCUGCCCCGUCGACGCCUCUGCGCAUGCAAGCGGAGACAGCUUCAGGCCAUUUGCCCACGCUUCAGUUUUGGCCCGAGACGCGCGUGUCGGAGCCUCCCGCGUUCGUUGCAGGCGACGGCGAGGCGUGCCUCAGUCUGGCCAGGGAGAGUUUGUGCGCGUUUUUCCUCCGCGUGUUCAUCUGCGCGGAUUUUCCGGUUCUCGCGCUCGCUCUUCUCGCUGCGGCGAGAGACGACGGGGGAGUGCGGAAGGUAUUUUCACUCUCGCCUUCGCUGCGCCUCCGCGUGCAGAUGAAGAAAGAGGAAGGCGACGAAGAACGGAUGAGACUGCAGGGCAGGAACGCGGGGCGGGCCGAGGCGUCGGGAGAGAAAGCCAGCAGCGAGGAGAAGAAAGGCGAAGGCGGAUGGGCGGGGAUGUCGGACGCGCUGAGGGAGUGGCUGUUUGCUCUAUCUCAGGACGCGCAAUAG
Neospora caninum is the source of this 10629-nucleotide messenger RNA. RefSeq lists its product as hypothetical. The transcript is spliced from 6 exons. Bases 1 to 10629 code for a protein of 3542 amino acids. Gene Ontology annotation, cellular component: Ric1-Rgp1 guanyl-nucleotide exchange factor complex; Golgi membrane; cytosol. The record is from RefSeq and is a predicted model, not a curated record. Gene Ontology annotation, biological process: intracellular protein transport; retrograde transport, endosome to Golgi. NCBI's taxonomy places the organism in Eukaryota, Apicomplexa, Conoidasida, Eucoccidiorida, Sarcocystidae.